Molecule: messenger RNA, 1506 nt
Organism: Adineta steineri
Lineage: Eukaryota; Metazoa; Rotifera; Eurotatoria; Adinetida; Adinetidae
Source: the annotation of a GenBank genome assembly
AUGAAUCGAAAUACGAAUAAAUUAAAACGAGUACGUUCAAGAAAAAAUAAUAUUGAAACACCAGCAAAAAGACAAUUUCUGAAAGAAACUGAAAAACGUCGUCGAGAUUUAUUUGCACAAUCAAUAACAAAUUUAAGAGAUAUACUUUUAAUUCAAAAACCCUCUGAUACAAAUGAAGAAAAUACAAAUCAAUGCAAUGUUUUUUUUCUUGUUAUUAAACUUGAUUUAAGUUUUCAUAAAAUAGUUUAUGUAUCAAAGAAUAUUCAUUCAUAUUUUGGUUAUUCACAAGAGGAGCUUAUUAAUCAUUCAUUAUUUGACUUUAUUCUUCCAUCAAAUCAUGAUCAACUACUUGCCUAUCUUCUAAAUAAUCAUCAAGUCUUACAAACAUGUGACAUAUCAUGGAAACGAGCAGUUGAUAAUGAUUAUGAACAAUGUACAUUGAUUGGUGCAUAUCGAACAAUUAAUGAAAACGAACAAUAUUUCAUGUCGAUUGUUAAAAUAAAUACAUUAGAUCGAAUGUUAAGGAUGAAUGCUGAUUAUCCAGUAGAAGAAUUUAUCACUUAUUUAAAUACUCAAGGAAAAUUUGUUUAUAUCGAUUCAAAGGCUCGAGAAAUGCUUGGUUAUGAUCCAUUUGAAUUAAUUGGACGUACUUAUUUUGAUUUUGUUCACCCGGAUGAUCUCCCAGUUAUUGUUCGAGCUUAUAAAUUAUGGAAAGAAAAUGGAAAUGAGAAAAGUGAACCGUACAGAUUUUUAACAAAAGAUGAUCAAUGGAUUCUUCUGCAAACAUCUUCACAAGCACAUAUUAAUAAAUGGACAGGAAAAGUUGAGAGCUAUAUUUGUACAACAUACAUCGUUCAAUGUCAUUCAUUACAACAACAAUUCGCAGAAAGACCAAUUAAUAUUCAAACAAAUAAUUCAGAUAAUUCAGCUGAUGCUUUACUAUCGCCUUCAAUGAUAACAACUACAGCACAAUCAUCAUCAUCAAUAACAACAACAAUUUCAUCAAUAUUAAAUAAUCAAGAAAGUAAUUCGUCGUCUUCUGAAAAUGAAAUAACUCCAUUUUUAACUCAUCUUCUAAAUGAUAUUUACCAAGAAGCUAUCUUUAAUAAAUUAACUGAAUAUCGAAGAAUUAAACAAAAUGAAAUUAAUAUUCGUCAAGAAGAAAUUCGAGUUAUUGAUCAUGUUCGCCAGUUUGUUAAUGAAUAUCAUAUUAAACAUUCAAAUAAUCAACUGAUUUCAGAUGAAAUGAAAGAUUCAAAUACAGAAGAUCUUGCUUUAAAUAUGCUCAAUAGAAAUAGUGAUAUAACUUCAUCAAAGAGUUCAAUAACAAAUACUACUGAUCAAUAUUGUAUUCAGAUAGAUUCAAAGGAUAAUAUGCCAGUGGAUCCAUUAUCGUCUAUAUCUUCUUCAUUUCCAACAGAACCAUUUUCAGAUAUAUCAACUACGAAUAAUCCAAUACAGGAUACUGAAUAUUUGACAUCAACAACAAAUCCAACUAAUCAUUGA